Molecule: messenger RNA, 3885 nt
Organism: Trichobilharzia regenti
Lineage: Eukaryota; Metazoa; Platyhelminthes; Trematoda; Strigeidida; Schistosomatidae
Source: the annotation of a GenBank genome assembly
GUUCAUCCGCGGUUUAAUUUGUAGGACGUCUGGUUUGAAAGUUCCGCUGAUAAAAGUGAGCGAAGUCUAAUUUGCCCGCCAUUAUUUCCGCGGAAAAUAUGCCUCUGCGAAUAUCCUUCGAAUGUUUCAUUGUUUACGUGCUUCGAGAUCCAUUACUUAGUUAACAGACAUGCGUAUCGAUCGUAUGUGGAGUAAAUCGGUCAAAUCUCCAGAACCUUCACCUAAAGUCUGUUCUCACCAAGAUGGCCAUGCUAAGGAUUUCUCAUCAUGUCAAAAUUAUCGGCAGUGUAGUUUUUUGAAACUGCAGUCGAAUCAUCCAUCCCACAGUAGAGCCGUGUCACGUUAAGAUUUCGCUCCAAGAUAUGAAUAACAUACUGAAGUCUAAAUGUAAAUUGCAGUUUCCUUAAUGUGUUAUGUAUGCACAAAUACUACUCAUUUGUGUAUUUUAUAUGAUAUCGGUGUGGAUUAUUUUUGAGCAUACACAUGGUUAAAGUUAGUAUGUGAUGCAUUCUGUUCAGCAGGACUGCCAGAUUUCACAUGUUUAGUGUAGAAUUUUGGUUGGAGAAUGCUCCCUACGGAAAAAAGGAAGACAUGAAUGUUGCGUCCCAAGUGGAACGUUUAACCUGCCCUACGAUUGUGUAUUAAAAAGGAGAGGAUUGUCAUACUGCAGUCCUGUAGUACUAGAUCACUAACUUUUGGUCUGUUAUGUGUAGGGUUGAUUAACGUGAUGGCAUCAGUCUUCUUCUAAGUUUAGCAAUUCCUGCACAAGUGCCAUACAAAAGUUUGGAAGCUCUCGUGCUUUUUAUUACAUGGAGAAGCCAAAUAUGUAUCGACUUGUUUUUGAAUUUCAUCAAAUGUUUUACUGUAUUUCAGUGAGAUCUUUUGUCGAAUACCUGAAUCAGUGACAGCUAUUUGAUGGUGUGCAUAAUUGCCCGAUGAACUAUUCAUUGCUUCUGAAUCACAAAUCCGUUUAUUUCUUAAGUCUUGUGGCUACUACUUAUCUGUAAGUUCCGUUUCUCCUUCAAACGUUCCUCUAACUUAAGUUGUACUAUCAUUGUGAUAUUGUAUUUUGUAGUAAUAAAGUGACUAGUACCUACUUUUAUGUAAAUUCAUUUUUAUACAGAUGGAUCCAUAUGCAGUGGUGUCUGCAGAUAUGUUUGAUAUACCGGCUGCAGAACAAGAAAUAACUCUUGGACCUACUGAACAAACAGUAAUAACGGAAGGCACUGUUUCGCCAGGAUCUGUCGCUCAAUCUGUUGUGUCUAGUGUUGGAACGAUCACUGUGGGCGCGGGUGGGACUUUAACUCUUCAGAAUGCAACAGGUGGCCAACGAGGUCCGCGAGUCAUUAUGUUGCAACGCAGUGGUACAGGAUCUCUACCCACUAUACCAAAUGCAACUGUUCAACGCGCAGGCAUAAAGGCUCUAAAAAUAAUAACCAUGCCAGGCCAAGGAACUACAGGAAAGCCAAUUAGAGCUGCUGUGAUUCCCAUGCACGUGUUGCAGCGGACAGUCAAAGUGAUUCCUUCUGGAGGCCAACAGACGGUUAAUUCCAGUGGUAUUACCGUCACAUCAAGUUUUCCACGUGUUCUAACCAUCCGCCCUCAGGUGUCAUCUGGGCCCACAGUCCUGACAGGUGCUACUACUCUAACAUCUGUGAGACCGGGUACAAUAAUUUUUUCUGGUACACCUACAACACAAUUUACACCACCUACUAUCCAAUAUCAGAAUUCGGAAGAUAUCGAGAAUCAGAUGGUUUUAACUUCAGGAGGUGAACUUAUUAAUGGAACCCCUCACGGUGUUAUUACAGCCCCAGCUGGUUAUUAUGAUACUAAUAUGCAAACUACUACUACCGCUGCUGGAUAUGAACAUCCAGCUAGUCCAUCUGGACGAGAAUCAGGGGAUGAACAAGAACAGGUUACAACUAGUUUGAAAACUAAUGGUCUUCGGCGUUAUGCUCGUUGUGUGUGCAAUAAAGUCAAAGAAAAAGGAAUUACUUCUUACAGUGAAGUUGCUGAUGAACUUGUUCAUGAAUAUGCUGCAGAACAUCCUAUGAUUCCAUCUGAACAGCUUCAUUAUAUUCAGAAAAAUAUCCGUCGACGUGUUUAUGACGCACUGAAUGUUCUUAUGGCGUUGAAUGUAUUGCAAAAAGAAAAAAAAGAAAUACGUUGGGUAGGAUUACCUGUGAAUAUGGUAGAAGAAUGUCGGCGUUUGGAGGAAGAGCGUGAAAAGCGACAGGUUUCUUUGCGAAACAAGACUCUGGAAAUUCAAGAACUUAUUAUGCAGCUGAUUGCAUUCAAAAACCUUGUAAUGCGCAAUAAAAUCAAUGAACGCUGCAGAAACCGCAUUGUAACAGAGUCUGGGGAUUCGUGCAUUACUAUUAAUCUAGAUAAUGGGGCUCCUACAGUUCGAAAUGAAAAAAUACCAUUACCGUUUCUGGUGAUAUCUACACAUAAGAAAACUGUCAUUGAUUGCAACAUAUCCAAUGACAAAUUGGAAUACUUAUUCAAUUUCGAUCAAGCCUAUGAGAUCCGUAAUGAAGUUGAUACAUUAAAACGGAUGGGUUUAAUGCUGCGUCUGGGUACUGUUCAUUGUACCCAGGAAGAAUAUAACCAGUGCUUAGAGCUAGUACCACCAUCUCUCCGGUUUUAUGUGGAGGCGAUCUAUGAGAGACGCCAGGCAAUUGUUCCAGAUUUUGAGGCUCUCCAUCAACAGAGGAGAUUGUUUGUGGAAGCCAGAUUAGCUGCAGCAUCUGCAGUGGGGCAAACAGAAGAUAGUGAUCCAAUGGGAUCAGGUGGUCAUGGGGGGUCAGUUAAUAUGCAUCAGCAACUCGAUCAUUCAGGCAUGGGUCAUUCAAUGCGAAAUAGUGAGCGAUCGCCGUUGGAUACAAGUACGCAUUAUGCUGGCCUGUUUGAUACAGGUAAUGCAGGCGAAGGAGAUAUGAGACAAAUAUACUUGAACAGAAGUCCAGAUGAAGAAGAUGGUCAUCUUACGGGGUCUGUUUCCAAUAGUGGAUUUGUUCCAGGUGAUACUCAGCAUUAUGCUCGUGCUGCAGCUUCUCGUGGUUAUGUUGUUCCUGGAGGUCCUGGUGGCCUUCUACGACAUCGACAGCAUACUCCGUCUUCAGGGGUCCCUAACAUUCUAAGUCGACAGUUUGGCAAUGAUGGCUCUUCUCGCCUAGGCUCAUCCACCCUGGUACGAACCUUAAUCAGCGAUACGCGUGAACUAUCUGCUUCUGUGAUGGAUGUUAGCAACGACCAUCCAAUGGCUCGUAGCGAUGAUGCAAAUGAUGAUCUGGUAGAUCCAGAUGAAAUGAUUGAAGAUCAUGAUGAUGAAGAUGAGGAUGAUGACGAUAUGGAAGAUGUGUGAAUCUGAGUUACGAGGUUGUCAUGUCUUCGUCCUUGCAAUACUACCUUAUUUUAUCAUAAAUUUACGUCUAUCACAUGAUUUUGUACAUCAGAUUUUCAUCAUUUACAAUUAAGUCAUAGUAUCAAAAUUUUCUUCUGAACUAUUUGCGUGACAACUUUGAUUUUUAUGAACUCAAAUAUAUUUAUGACUGAGGCUGUUUGUAUUUUUAUUAUUCUCCUUUUAUUAUUCUUCUCUCUUGCAUUUGACAGUCUACUCCUAUAUAAUAUUCAUGGUCACCUUUUUCCUCGUCUGCUUAUUGCUGUUCCCUUGAUAACAAUGUUCGCGUUAGCAAGAAUAAACAUUUUGUAUAGUACACUGCUUUCUGUGCGUAAUCACAAAUUUUUUACUUGUAAAAUGUAUCGUGGUUAUGGAACUUUAUUUUUUUUUCUUGGAAUGUUGCCGUGUAAUUUGUAGACGCUGUGGUGUGUGGAUUGUCAAUCCCAUUAACAAGAUUAGGAGAGAAGUACAUGUUCUCAUGG